Colius striatus (speckled mousebird) is the source of this 1342-nucleotide messenger RNA. It is a transcript of the gene SLC35D3, whose product is annotated as solute carrier family 35 member D3. Lineage: Eukaryota; Metazoa; Chordata; Aves; Coliiformes; Coliidae. Gene Ontology annotation, cellular component: Golgi apparatus. Bases 1 to 1266 code for a protein of 421 amino acids. Gene Ontology annotation, molecular function: antiporter activity. The record is from RefSeq and is a predicted model, not a curated record. The transcript is spliced from 2 exons.
AUGGGCCGGUGGCGGGGCCGGGCGCGAGGCGUCGCGGUGGCGGUGGCGCACGGGCUGUGCUCGGGGUCGCUGAACAUCCUGCUGAAGUUUCUGCUGGCCCGCUACCACUUCGCCUUCCUGACGCUGCUGCAGUGCCUCAGCAGCGCGGCGGCGGCGCUGGGGCUGGAGGCGCUGCGGCGGCGGGGGCUGGCGGCGCUGCCGCCCUUCGGGCUCCGCCUGGCGCGCCCCUUCGCCGCCGUGGCCGCGCUGGCCACCCUGCAGUCCACCCUCACCCUCUGGUCGCUGCGCGGCCUCAGCCUACCCAUGUACGUCGUCUUCAAGCGCUGCCUGCCGCUCGUCACUCUCCUCACCGGCGCCCUCGUGCUUCGCGACGGCAUGCCCUCGCCCGGCGUCCUAGUCGCCGUCCUCAUCACCACCUGCGGCGCCGCGCUGGCCGGAGCUGGUGACCUGACCGGGGAUGCUAUGGGCUAUGUGACAGGUGUGCUGGCUGUGCUGAUACACGCUGCCUACCUGGUGCUCAUUCAGAAGACCAGUAUAGAUAGUGAAUAUGGACCCCUGACAGCUCAGUAUGCAAUUGCUGUUUCAGCCACCCCUUUUCUCAUCAUCUGUUCAUUUGCCAGCAUGGAUUCCAUCAACGUCUGGUCCUUCCCAGGGUGGAAGGACCCUGCCAUGGUAUGCAUCUUUAUCGCUUGCGUUCUGAUUAGCUGUGCCAUGAACUUUACCACCCUUCACUGCACUUACAUUAACUCAGCUGUGACCACCAGCUUUGUAGGGGUGGUGAAGAGCAUAGCAACCAUCACGGUGGGCAUGGUGGCAUUCAAUGAUGUGGAGCCCACAAAGUUAUUUAUAGCUGGUGUAGUGGUCAACACCUUGGGCUCCAUCAUUUACUGCGUGGCCAAGUACAUUGAGACCAGACGACAGAGCAGUUACGAGGACCUGGAGAAAGAAGCUAGAGAAGAGGAGGAAAAAAGGCAGGCUGGGGAUCAAGCACUGUUUGCAAUGAGGCCCAUUUCCCAGGAGAAGGGGGCUGAGGAAGCAGCAGUGGAAGGAUCAGCCACAAGGGACAGCCAGAGUGGAGAGGAAGAGAAGGAUGACGCUGAAAAACCUGCUGAAGAACCAGCGGUCCAAGGAAAAGCCACAGACACACAAGAAGUGAACAGGAGCUCGCUGAAGGAUGCUUACCUUGGAGUAUGGAGGUUGGUGAGGGGUGUUAAUUAUAUAAAGAAGGAUUAUUUGAUAGAAAAUGAGGAGCUACCAAACCCUUAAGAAGCAGGUUUGGAAACCUAUUCCUUGAGGACAGACAACUGGUUCUCUGUCCAGGGGGAAAAGCAGAGCAUACAUU